GCGGUUCACCUCUUAAUAGAAAACAUUGCAGUCAACUCGGACUAAAUUCAAAAUCUGAAUUUAAUUUUAAUUUCCAAAAUUUUUUGUAUUUCAAUUAUUCUAAAUUUUAAAUUUAAGCAUAGUAUGGGCGGCAUUGUCAUAUCACGUCUUAUCAAAUAGUUAUAAAAUGAAUAUGUAUCAGUCCCAGUCGACAUAUUUUGGUAUAUCCAUUUGGAAUUUCCGAAACUACAAAGUGUUUCCAGAUAUUGUCGAGCCGUUUGACACGAUGACAACGAAAAGAGAGGGAUAUCAAAAAAGUUGUCUAUCCCCCAAACAAGAACCACCGUCCCCACCACCGCUAAUUCUUCCUCGUUGGAUGGACUGUGAUUGGGGUUAUCUCUUCGAGCCUGCGACAGAGAAGGAGGAGUACGUUUGCGCCUACUCGGAAUCCCUGCAACGGUCCAAACUUUGUCCCGAGAACAGACCUCAUUGUUACUGCGGACAAGCGGGUAGUGACUAUUUAGCAGCAAUAAGGACAUCGUUAUCAACUUUUCCUUCUCACAGGGCGAAAGGAACCUGUCAACGCCAUAAUGGACAUACUGAUACGGUCGAAAAAUUAAAAACAGAGUCACUCAAUAUGGGGAAGCCUGAAUCGUCGAAUAACGGCGAUGAUAAGCCGAUAAUGUCAACACAAGAAAAUGCGAACACCUUCAAACCGACACGCUCAUCAGAUGAAACAAUGCAAUUUAUAGAUGUCCCGUGUCCUUCAUCGUCUUCUUCUACUACAGAAAUUCUACCAGCUCAGGAACCGCAACCACCGGUGUUACCAUCGUAUAAAACGGCAGUCUUCAUGAUGGAAAAUGCAACAAAAACUCAAAAUUUCAGCGGAGGACAAGUAAUUCAAAAUCAAAACAUACUGGCAGGGGGUCCUCCGGGAGUAUUUGUCCCCCCACCAAACCAAAUAGCUCCACCAAUGUCGAUUCCUUCAGAAAAGCUGUCACUACCCCGGCCGAAUGCUGUACCUCCGCCAUCUUCCUCUCUUGAAGUUGCUCCCUUCAAAGUCAUGUCUCGAAACAACUCAAAUGUCGUAUUCCGAUUUCCAAAUGACGCAGCCCAAGUGCCAAAAUAUUACAAAAUUAUGACUGGUAACGGAAACGUGUACCGAGUUUCGAGUCAACAUAAACAAGUAUGGGAAACAUUUAUGCGCAUCAAUGUGACCACUUUGCCAGGAAUUUUUACACAGGAACAAAAAACCAGUGACGACCCAAAGGAUGCCCUCCUCAACCCUGCCGAUAUGGUUGACCCACCAAACGUUACGUGUAUUUCACUCUUGUCCGACACUCCAGCCACAACCUGGUCGUCGUCAACAACACCAUUUGAGGAACCUCAAAUUUUUCACCGUGGUGCAAAUGCGUCAGUAAAUUGUGGUGGACAGAUUGAAGCUUUAACGGCUUCACAUUCACUGGGUGAACUAUUGAUGAACCCUUGUUAUUUGGAAGAAUUUUCUAAAAUGAGCCUAGACGAUAUUUCACUUCAGUGCAACCUCAACGAGUUCUUUGACCAAGUAUCAAGUUUUUUAAAUUUGGAUCGCCAACCGAGGGGGAAACUUCUGCAGGAUUCAGCCUCUCUUCCCGUGGAGCAGGCAAGGGAUUAUCAACCGGUGAAGGGACCACUGACUUUGUCCAUGCCACGAAAAGUGAAAAAAUCCACCUUGCCACGAAAGAACAAGCGACGACUAGUGGAUCCCCUCGCGGGGGUGGAGGAUCACCAGUUGGUAGCGAGUAAACAUGAGAAAAAUGCUGUGAGGAUAAGGCAAGGCUGCCAUGAACCCGUGAAGAAGAGGGCUAAACAGGACCUUGAUGUGAUGAUUAAGAAAGAACCUCAGAAAUAUUAUUAAUUUUGUAUUAUAGUUAACUAAUGCAAGUUAACUAGUAUUAUUAGAAUUUGUUGUUGUUACUUUUAGUACAAAAGCGUUUAAAGUUACCUUUUACAGUAUUAUGUACAAGGUCAAUUUAUUACUCAUCAUCUAUAUGUGGCAUAAAAUUUCGCGAAAAUUUUACAAGAUUAUUUAUCAACUACCAAAACUCAAAGUACUUAAAACUAAAAAUAGAAUAAAAGACUGUUUCAAUAUGCAAAGUUUAAAAAA
Molecule: messenger RNA, 2125 nt
Organism: Folsomia candida
Lineage: Eukaryota; Metazoa; Arthropoda; Collembola; Entomobryomorpha; Isotomidae
Exons: 4
Coding region: 167-1876 (569 amino acids)
Source: RefSeq, a predicted model, not a curated record